This is a messenger RNA of Zingiber officinale, 2935 nucleotides long. RefSeq lists its product as uncharacterized. The transcript has 12 exons. The record is from RefSeq and is a predicted model, not a curated record. NCBI's taxonomy places the organism in Eukaryota, Viridiplantae, Streptophyta, Magnoliopsida, Zingiberales, Zingiberaceae. Gene Ontology annotation, molecular function: protein binding; DNA binding. The coding region runs from base 411 to 2519 and encodes 702 amino acids.
GGAAACGACGGCUCGAAUAAAGUCGAUUCGGGGAGGCUCGAGCUUCGUUACAGUGUCAUGGUGGAAGGAUUUCGCCGUUUUGGCUUCCACCCUAGUCCGUAACGUUCGGCCAGUUCUCUGCUCGCUGUGGGUUCUCUUCUCUCCCCCAUUCCUCCUUGUCGUUGGGUCGUCCGUUGCUAUGGAAGUCCCUUCUGUUAUUGGACUCGAUCAUGUUUGGUUUUGAUUUGGGAGAGGAACGCUGGCUUCUCGAUUCUCUGAUGGUUGCUCGAAGCGCAGUUUGAUUGACAGAAAAAUGAGGUGGGUUUGUGCUGCUUUUUAGGUUCUGCGUGGAUUUUGGGAUUUGUCGAGGUUUUAGGGAUCCUUAUCGAGGUAAAGGAGUCGAUUUUAAACGUAAGUGACGCGGGUUUGAGAUGAGUAAGAAGUCAAACGAGGAGGAUUUAGCGGAGGGCUACUGCUUCAUUUGCAAGGAUGGGGGAAAUUUACGGGUGUGCGAUUUCAGGAAUUGUCUUAAGGCUUACCAUCCUGAUUGUUUAGAUAAGGAUCCGAUCUUCUUGGAGAGUGAUGAAUGCUGGACAUGUGGUUGGCAUUAUUGCUGUAUUUGUAAAAGAGCAGCUGCUAUCCAAUGUUAUUGCUGCCCAAAGUCAGUAUGUGGCACCGACUCAUGUAUAAAGGAAGCUGUUUUUGUGCAAGUUAAAAAAAAGGCAAAGGGUUUCUGUAGUCACUGUUUGAAGCUAGCAAUUUUAAUUGAAGAAAAUAAGGAUGUUGAUUCAGAUGGGGGAAAGAUAGACUUUAAAGAUACCACUACAUAUGAGUUUUUGUUCAAGGAUUAUUGGGAAAUCAUCAAGGAUCAGGAAAAAUUUACACUUGUUGAUCUUCAGACAGCAAAUGCUCUUCUUAAAAGAGAUGAAAAUUGUCAGACUGGAUCAGAUUCAGAUGAACUUGAGGAGGUGGAAUCUGAUUUUGAUGAAUUUAAAGACAAUUUCAAUAAUGGGUUGGCAAUUUUUGACGAUUUGAAAGGCAUGUCUGUUAGAUCAAAGAAGCGGCAAAAGAGAUCCAGGCCAAAGAAAAAGGAGUUUGUUGGUUGGGGUUCAGUAGAGCUGAUUGGCUUUCUUGCAUCUUUUGGUAAGGAUACAAAAGAACCACUUACACAGUUGGAUGCGUGUGAAAUUGUAAAGGAUUACAUUCAAGAAAACAAACUUCAUGAUCCUAAUGAUAAGAAGAAAAAAAAUGUUAUAUGUGAUGAACGGCUGCACACUUUAUUCAGAAAGAAGAAAGUGAAAUUUCACAAAAUAUACAGCUUACUGGAAAGUCACUUUGCUUCAAGUGAUAACUCAGACGAUGAGUUGUCCUUUAGUUCGGAAGAGGGUGAUGAUGCAUUUGGUGGGCAUAAGAAACAAAAGAAAAACAAUGAUUACCAAUUUGAUACAUCACAUCUGAAGAAUCAAAAGAGAGACCUUUCUGCAUUGUAUAAAUCUCACUAUGCCUCCAUAGUUAGCGAGAACAUCAGUUUGGUUUAUAUGAGGCGAUCUUUAAUUGUAGAACUUCUUAAAGAUCCUGAUACCUUUGAAGCUAAAGUUUCUAGAUGUUUUGUGAGAGUCAAACUUGAUCCUAAAUAUUUCUACUCUCUGGCUGAAAAGAUGUACGUGCUCGGGCAGGUUACAGGUGUUAAAAAUGUCUCUCAAACAUACAAGAUAGGGGAAAUGUCCACAGCUAUAGUUCUACGUGUAUCCAAUAUGCACAAGGAUGUUCCAAUAUAUAUGCUAUCUGAUGAUGACUUUCAGGAGGAUGAAUGUGAAGAUCUAUGCAAGUUAGCAAAUAAAGGCGUUUUCAAUAGGCCUACUGUUGCAGAUCUUGAGGAGAAGGUCAGAAGUAUUCAUGCUGACAUAAUGAACCAUUGGAUUGACAAGGAAAUUUUGAAGUUACAGAAACUGAUUGAUCAAGCAAAUGAAAAAGGAUGGCGUAGAGAACUAUUUCAGUAUAUUGACAAAAGAGAAAAACUUCUUAUGCCAGAAGAGAGAAAUCGUCUUCUUCAAGAAAUUCCAGAUGUUGUUGUCGAUACCUGCCAAAUUGAGGAACAUAGGAAUAAUCCACUAAAUUCUCCUCCAGAAAAGAAAGAUAAUGGAUCUGCAGUCCAUCUAGUCACAGCAAGAUUUCCAGGACAAGGAGUUGCAAUCCACCAAACCAAUGAUGAAAUGACUCUUGCAGAAAAUCAAACGUCAAAAGACAUUACGCAAGACGUUAAUUCAACAAGCAGCGGUCAAGUAGUUGAAACCAAAGGUGGAGAAGUUCCAAACUCUAACUCAACUAACCAGAUACCAGUAAGUCUCCUAUUCGGAAUGAAGGAUAAAAUAUGGCAUUACACCGACCCUUCUGGCAACGAGCAAGGGCCAUUUAACAUGGUAUGUUUAAAGUAUUGGAUGGAACAAGGCUAUUUUGGUGAAGAUUUCAAGGUCUGGCGAGCAAUUCAGUCACGAGAAGAUGCCAUGUCACUGACUGUUGCGCUUGGUCUUUGUCAAUAGUGUCUUCUGCUUUAUUUAUGCUCCAUUUCACUGCCAUCAGCAAAUCCACUUUUACAGAAUCAUAUCCGACUGUACACCAGACCUCUCACCCUUUCUUGAGAUUGAAUUGCAGCGGUAUUAUAUUUCCAAGAUGCAGCAAGGAACUCAGCAUCCUGUAUGUUGAUAUUGGUUGCAUCUUUGGGGCUCAUUAUUGGCCAGGUUAAUCUUAUUUUAGAUUGCAUCCUAAGAAGUAAAGUCUUGAAAUGAUAAUUUAGACUUUUACUAAAGCAUUCGAUUGCAUUUUGAACAUGGAUGGGAUGGUUAAGUAAUAGCUGAAUUAUGCUUUCUGUUGAAGCUACCUUGUAAUUAUGGCUCCGCUGUGCUUAUUGCUGAUAAUUACAUGCGUUUUUUAAAAUUCCUUUUUGGAAUUAGCUUUU